ACUAACCUCAUUAAGUCACUCUAUGAUAUUUAAAAAUUUUGUGAAGUCGCCGGGCGGUUCUCGAUCGGUUAAAUGAAGUGUACUCCGAUGAAAUUGUACCAAAGAGUAGAAUGUCCCAAGAAACAUCUUGAUAAGUAUUUCCAAGGAGAUUUGGAGGAGCGUCCAAAGUAUUUUACUCAAAAACAUAGAGGAUAUUCUGUAUCGUUUGUAAGAAAAUUAUUCUCGGAUAGAAAAAAAUCGCCGAAAUUAUCCGUAAAUACUUUGAAAUUGCCGGAAAACCUGCCCGCUUACAACACCGGCAGCUCCAUGGACAAAUGGUCCAAAAAAAGACCGAGACUAAAAUCGGGCGACGGGAAAAGUUUUAGGAAAACUUUAGAUGUACUAGACGAAAACGCUUACGAUGUAAACGAAAUUAUUGAAAUACUGGAUUGCACACAAGUCGUUGAUAAACCUCAAGAUGUCGAAAUCGAUCCGGAUAUAGAAGAAUUAUGGGAUAAAUCUCGAAAUGGUGAUUAUAUCGGAAGAAAUGACAAAAAGGAAAACAAAUCGAGAAAAUUUUCGUUAUCGAAACCGGCCAGUCCUCAAACCCAACAAAUUAUUAGAGUUGAAAUUUCUUCUACAGUUUCCAUUAUCGAUUACAAUCAAUUACAAAGGAAGGAAAACUUUGGUAAAGACCUGACGCACGUCGAGGAUCAUAUUAAGAAUAAUAUCGAGGAUAAAGAAGAAGAUUUUGUCGUUGGACGUAAUCAGUUGUCCAUUGAAACAAAACAAAGAUAA
Molecule: messenger RNA, 777 nt
Organism: Diorhabda sublineata
Lineage: Eukaryota; Metazoa; Arthropoda; Insecta; Coleoptera; Chrysomelidae
Exons: 4
Coding region: 73-777 (234 amino acids)
Source: RefSeq, a predicted model, not a curated record